GAGAUGUCGACUGUCGAGUUUGUUGUAGAAAAAAAUAAUUAAUUUGUCGACGUUUUUCAGUUUUUAAUUAUGUGAAUAAUAAGAUGAAAGUGUAAAUAAAUAUUAAAUUAGUGCACGCUAGUUAUUAUGGCGCAUAGUGGUGGUGUGUUGAGUUCGGAUAUAUCGCGCAGAAACCCCCAAGAUGAGUACGAACUCAUACAGAGAAUUGGCUCAGGGACCUAUGGGGAUGUGUACAAGGCGAAGCGCCUCAACGGCAACAACGAGCUGGCCGCCAUCAAGGUGAUCAAGCUGGAGCCGGGUGAUGACUUCGGCAUCAUCCAGCAGGAGAUCCUGAUGAUGAGGGACUGCAGACAUCCCAACGUGGUCGCCUACUACGGCAGCUACCUGCGCCGCGACAAGCUGUGGAUCUCCAUGGAGUACUGCGGCGGGGGCAGCUUGCAGGACAUCUACCACGUGACGGGUCCGCUGACGGAGCUCCAGAUCGCGUACAUGUGCCGGGAGACGCUCACGGGGCUGAGCUACCUGCAUAGCAUGGGGAAGAUGCACAGGGACAUUAAAGGUGCGAACAUCCUACUGACCGAGUGUGGUGACGUCAAGUUGGCUGACUUCGGCGUGUCAGCUCAGAUCACGGCUACCAUCAACAAGAGGAAGUCCUUUAUUGGGACUCCGUAUUGGAUGGCGCCAGAGGUGGCAGCAGUGGAGAGGAAGGGUGGCUACAACCAGCUGUGUGACAUAUGGGCGUGCGGUAUCACAGCUAUAGAGCUAGCGGAACUCCAACCGCCAAUGUUCGAGCUGCACCCCAUGAGGGUUCUCUUCCUCAUGUCAAAAUCGGGCUUCAAGCCGCCGUCACUCCGUGACAAGGAGCGCUGGUCGCCGCUGUUCCACGCGUUCCUCAAGUUGGCGCUGACCAAGAACCCCAAGAAGCGGCCGACGGCUGAUAAGCUGCUGCAGCACGCGUUCUUCCAACAAGACAUGAACAAGCGUCUGGCGGUGGACCUGCUCCACAAGUACUCCAACCCGCCCACACACUGCGCCGCUGAUGAUGAUGAAACGGGUGUAUCUGACGUGCCUCAGCGCAUCGCGUCCCGGCACACGGGGCGCGGUCGCCGCGUCGUCGGCGACCGCCCCGCCGCCGCCCCCCGCCCGCGCUCGCUACACACGCACGCCGACCCGCGCCUUAUGGAAGAGACGCGCGAGUGCCGCCGCCCCGGCGCGUACGAUGACUCGCCGAUCAUCGACCUGGACGCCGACGACGACCUGACAUCCGGCUCGAAGGUCAUCUCGUUCGCCGAGGUCGAAGGUCGCGGGGACACGGUGAAGCGGAACGUGUACUCCCGUCAAGCGUCGGAGCCGUGGAGCGUCUCAUCACUCAUGACGUGCCCCAAACACAACCCCAACGAUCUCACAGACACCGGCACCACUGAGAAAGCGUGGUGUCGGGUGGUAACCGGCGACGACAUAUUGCGUAUGAGUCUGAGGAGCCUCUUGCAAUAUAUUGACGAAGAGCUAAUGCUAAGGGCGACGCUACCUCUGACAGCUGAGAACGCUGCCCACUCCCAAAACUCAGCGUUGGCUAUGCACGACCAACAUUUAAGCCAAUGCAUACAACUAAAGCAGAACUUCUUAAACACAUCGUCUACAAACAUAUACCAAAGCAUCACAUCUAACUACCAACCUGCCGUAUCUAAUUCUACAGUUUCGAUCGACGAUCCGCUCUGUCGAAAGCUCGACGAACGGGAUCUUCUCUUCGUCGAUCACGAUGACGAAAAACGAAAUACAAAUUGCGAAUGCGGCUUAUGUCCGAAACCGGAAGUCAAAGAUAAUAACACUCUAAGUGAUCUACAGAGAUCUGUAGCUAACUCCUGUUCGUGCGACGCGUGCAACUCUAACGGUGAUAUCCUAAGCUACUACAGACAUUGUAUAAACCAGAAUUCAGAUACAGGUAUAAUAUAUUGUGAUACGUGCAAGAAGCAAAAGAUAUCUGUAUCCAAUUUUAGGGCGCUCCAAAUAGCUAACAGACUACGUAUAGACGAUGAAAAAGUAGAAAAUGGCGAUCUAGAAGAUGAUAUAUGUAGGAAAAUAGACAUGAGUCUGGAUAUGGACGAGGAUAGAGAUAAGAGCGAGAGAAAGAGAAAGCAUGAGAACAAUACGGGUAUAGAUUUGAAUCAGUUCUGUCAGUGUGAAUUGGAGAAGAGGAAGACAUCGUCGGUCGAUGAAAUAUUCAAGAUGGUGGAGGAUAAGGAUGCGCCGAAGGAGUUGGAUGUGGAUGAGGCUAAGACUAGUCAGAGGCAGAGGAGCUUGUCGGAUAGUCAGAGGGAUAAAGCGAAGGUUGAAAGUGAUGCGCUAACCACGCCCCCCGUGCCGCCGCGGCGGUCUCGCGGGCGGCGCGCGCGGACCCCGCCCCGCCCCGCCCCCAACGGGUUACCGCCCACACCCAAAGUGCAUAUGGGAGCGUGCUUCUCUAAGGUUUUCAACGGCUGCCCGCUUCGGAUAAACUGCACGGCGUCCUGGAUACACCCCGAUACGAGAGACCAACACAUACUAAUAGGCGCUGAGGAGGGCAUCUACACUCUCAACCUGAACGAGCUACACGAGACAGCCAUGGACCAGCUCUGUCCGCGCCGCACCGUGUGGAUGCACGUCAUCAAAGACGUGCUCAUGUCUCUCUCUGGCAAAACCCCCUGCCUCUACCGUCACGAGCUACUAGUGUUAUCCGGCAGCGGUCGCGGCGGGCGCGGGGGCCGGUCGCUCCGCGUGCUACCGCCCCGCCUCCUGCCGAGACGACUGGCGCCGACCACGAGAGUGCCGGAUACUAGAGGUUGCACGCGGUGCGCGGUCGCUCGCAACCCGUACAACGGCUACAAGUACCUGUGCGGCGCGACGCCGGCCGGCCUCUUCCUCAUGCAGUGGUACGACCCGCUGCGGAAGUUCAUGCUGCUCAAGAACAUAGAAUGUGUGCUACCAUCCCCGUUACUGGCGUUUGAGCUGAUCAUCACGCCGGAACUGGAGUACCCGCUGCUGUGUGUAGGCGUCAGCAGGAAGCCGCUCCGGCUAAACCUUAUCAACAUCAACUCCGGAGCGAGCUGGUUCCAAUCGGAAGAAUUAGAACUAGUGGCUGGAGCUUCUAACACGGUGGUGCCGCGGCCCGAGCGUCUACACACACUGAGAGCGGUGCAUCAGUUGAGCGAGGACGCUGUGCUGGUAUGCCACGAGAACGUAGUGGACAUAAUCGGCGUGCUGCCGGACCGGCCGCCCGCGCGCCGCGCCGCCCUCCCCACGAGGAUACAGUUCGACUUCCACGUCGAUAGCGUCAUUUGUCUCGCGGACUCCGUGCUGGCGUUCCACCGUCACGGCGUGCAGGGCCGCUCGCUGCGCAGCGCCGGCGCCGGCGUCACGCAGGAGAUCACCGACACGUCGCGCGUCUACCGCCUGCUGGGCCACGACAAGGUGGUAGUUCUUGAAUCACAUACGCUUCACAACAACACAAUGUCGGGAGAAGAAGGUAAUGAUCUAUACAUAUUGGCCGGACACGAAGCUUCCUAUUGAAGAGUGGGUCGAGGUAUGUUUGAGAGGUAACUAGAAGUAAAGUUGGGUCAAAACGGACCUGUAGAUCUAAAACCGAGGUAAACUCUGAAAGUUAUAAAUUGGGUCAAAAUUGACCCGUAGAAGAAGAGUAGAGAAGUAAAACUUACUAGGAUUUUUUUUGCCCCAUUGAAUACAGAGGUAAUUUAUGGUUAAAUAAACUCAACAUAAGACCUAAACCAGUGAUGACCCACCAUGAUUAUAACAUAGAAAAAUUUACUGUGUUCUCGUAAAACAAUAAUAUUAUAUUUUUAUUGUUCACUCAAAUUGUUGAAAGUGGAUAUUAAAAAUAUUAUCGAAAAAUAGCUGAAAUACUCAUACUAUUGAAGCCAAAGAUGAGGGCGAUAAAGCAAUAGAUGAAAGAAGAAAUAAAUAGGUCUCGAAGUGUCAUGAAGUGUCAUUUGAUGCGAAAUGUAAGUAAAUAUUUAAAAUAACUUUAUAGUUAGUUCUUGAGUUGUGAUCACAGAGAGGAAUUGUAUAUUGAAAUUAUUGUCGAAAGUGGUAUCAUAAAUUCGUAACUGGUAAUAUUAGGGAGUGGGUCAAAAUUGACCCAUGAAAUAUUGAUAUUCUAUUUUAACACAUAACUAUGGUUUGAGCAUGUGCAUCAAAUUUUUGGAGUGUGGGUCAAAAUAGACCCAUCUUUAAAAAACUGAACAAAAAUGGCCGAGUGAGCAGCAUAUAAAA
Messenger RNA from Aricia agestis (brown argus), 4266 nucleotides. RefSeq names its product mitogen-activated protein kinase kinase kinase kinase 5 (gene hppy). Lineage: Eukaryota; Metazoa; Arthropoda; Insecta; Lepidoptera; Lycaenidae. Gene Ontology annotation, biological process: protein phosphorylation. The record is from RefSeq and is a predicted model, not a curated record. The transcript is spliced from 23 exons. Gene Ontology annotation, molecular function: MAP kinase kinase kinase kinase activity; ATP binding. Bases 127 to 3546 code for a protein of 1139 amino acids.